This is a messenger RNA of Erinaceus europaeus (western European hedgehog), 1664 nucleotides long. RefSeq names its product gamma-aminobutyric acid type A receptor subunit rho1 (gene GABRR1). The record is from RefSeq and is a predicted model, not a curated record. Gene Ontology annotation, biological process: regulation of membrane potential; signal transduction; chemical synaptic transmission. NCBI's taxonomy places the organism in Eukaryota, Metazoa, Chordata, Mammalia, Eulipotyphla, Erinaceidae. Gene Ontology annotation, molecular function: neurotransmitter receptor activity; GABA-A receptor activity; extracellular ligand-gated monoatomic ion channel activity. Gene Ontology annotation, cellular component: membrane; synapse; GABA-A receptor complex. Bases 291 to 1664 code for a protein of 457 amino acids. The transcript is spliced from 9 exons.
AUAAAAUAAUUGACAGGGACUUCAACCUCAGUUCUGAAAAUCCCUAACAUCUGACGUAGGAGGAUUUGUAGGUUUAGUGGAAAUUGCUUUCUCCUGCUCUCCAGAUUGGAUACUAUGUGGGUUGGGUGGGUUUUUUUUUUUUUUUAGCUUGAUUUGUUUUUUCCUCAUGAGUAUAUAUCCUUCUAACAAUGAACAGACCAAUAAUGUCUUAAGAGAGAAAAAGAGCAUCCUUUUCCUUUUUGCUUUUUUUUUUUUUUUUGAGAGAGAACUGUGUGGCUAUUUGCAAACUUAUGUUGACUGUGCACAAUAUGAAAGUUGGCAUCUUCCUGCUGUGGUGGGCAUGGGUCUGGGCCACUGAGAGCAGAGUACAUUGGCCAGGAAGAGAAGUUCACGAGAUGUCUAAGAAAGGCAGCCCAGCUCUGAAACGAAGCCCUGACAUCACCAAAUCCCCACUGACCAAAUCAGAGCAGCUGCUGAGGAUUGAUGACCAUGACUUCAGUAUGAGACCAGGCUUCGGAGGCCCAGCCAUUCCUGUUGGCGUGGAUGUUCAGGUGGAGAGCCUGGACAGCAUCUCAGAGGUCGACAUGGACUUCACCAUGACGCUCUACCUGCGGCACUACUGGAAGGAUGAAAGGUUGUCCUUCCCCAGCACCAACAACCUCAGCAUGACGUUUGAUGGGCGGCUGGUGAAGAAGAUCUGGGUCCCCGACAUGUUCUUUGUACACUCCAAGCGUUCCUUCAUCCAUGACACCACCACGGACAAUGUCAUGCUUCGGGUGCAGCCUGAUGGAACAGUGCUCUACAGCCUCAGGGUCACAGUGACUGCAAUGUGCAACAUGGAUUUCAGCCGAUUUCCUCUGGACACUCAAACGUGCUCACUUGAAAUUGAAAGUUAUGCCUACACAGAAGAUGACCUGAUGUUGUACUGGAAAAAAGGUAAUGACUCCUUAAAGACAGACGAGAGGAUCUCGCUUUCCCAGUUCCUCAUUCAGGAGUUCCACACCACCACGAAGCUGGCCUUCUACAGCAGCACAGGCUGGUACAACCGUCUCUACAUCAACUUCACGCUGCGGCGCCACAUCUUCUUCUUUUUGCUCCAAACCUACUUCCCUGCCACCCUGAUGGUCAUGCUGUCCUGGGUGUCAUUCUGGAUCGACCGCAGAGCUGUGCCUGCCAGGGUCCCCUUAGGUAUCACCACAGUACUGACCAUGUCCACCAUCAUCACGGGUGUGAACGCCUCCAUGCCUCGCGUUUCCUACAUCAAGGCCGUGGACAUAUACCUCUGGGUCAGCUUUGUGUUCGUGUUCCUCUCGGUGCUGGAGUAUGCGGCUGUCAACUACCUGACCACUGUGCAGGAGCGGAAGGAGCGGAAGCUGCGGGACAAGCUUCCCUGCACAUGUGGGCUGCCUCAGCCACAUGCUGUCAUGUUGGAUGGUAGCUACAGCGAUGGGGAGGUAAAUGAUCUGGGCAGCUACAUGCCGGACAAUGGAGAGAAGCCAGACAGGAUGAUGGUGCAGCCUGCCCUGGCCCCAGAGAGGAAAAGUCAGAGGAGCAACUAUGUGAGCAUGAGGAUUGACACCCAUGCCAUCGAUAAAUACUCUCGGAUCAUCUUCCCAGCAGCAUAUAUCUUAUUCAAUUUAAUAUACUGGUCUAUCUUCUCAUAG